CCAGGCACACCAUUUUGUUUGCUGUGAGAAAAGAAAUCGUUUAGAGCACGAAAUAGAAAAAAUACAAAAAAUUGAUAAAUCUACGAAUUAAAUUAGUGUUAUUAAAUUGGUAAAAAGAAUUGCCUUUAUAAUGGAUAACAUUGAACGACUUUACAAAUGCUACGAGAUACUAUCCGAAGCGGGUGAAAAAAUUUCAGAGCACGUUGAAGAAUACAAGGAAAUAUUAAAAGCAGUAAAAGGCUCAUCGAAAGAAAAACGUUUGGCCUCUCAAUUCAUUGGAAGCUUCUACAAACAUUUUCCGGAUUUGGCUGAUACUGCAAUUGAUGCUCAAUUCGAUCUCUGUGAAGAUGAUGACACACAGAUACGUCGCCAGGCCAUUAAAGACUUGCCCAAGCUAUGUCAGGGCAAUGCAGAGGCUACUGCUCGUGUGGGCGACACUUUGGCUCAACUCUUGAUACUUGACGACCCCACAGAGUUGCAGCAGGUAAAUAACUCAUUACUAAGCAUCAUCAAAUUGGACACCAAAAGCGCUGUCACGGGUCUAUUCCAACAAAUCACAACUGGCGAUGAGCCAACUCGUGAGCGUUGUUUGAAAUUUAUUGCCACCAAGCUAUUGACCAUGGGACCGACUGUUAUCACCAAGGAAAUUGAGGAGUAUAUUGUGGAGGAGAUUAAAAAGGCACUACAGGAUGUCACCGCAGAUGAGUUUCAUCUGUGUAUGUCUAUUUUGGGGGCAACCAAAUUGGGCAACACCAUAACAGGUCACGCUGAAUUGGUUAAAUUGGCCACAGAGCAAGCUGAACUGAAUGCCCCAGAGUCGGCUGAUAAUAUUGCUGUGGAUGAUGAGAUUGUAGAAAGGUUUAUUCAAUGCGCCAGUGCAGCGGCACCAUAUUUUUCGAAAACGAUCAAAUCAACACCAUUUGUCUCGUAUGUUUGCGAUAAACUUUUGCCCCUAAACACUUGGAAAUUGAUAGCCACUGCUGUCUCACAGGAUCAAAUACAAUUGAGACUUUUGAAAGUAUUCGCCGAGAUGAUUGCAAAUACAGAUAAAUUAGAUAAUGCCAGCGAUCGUAUUAACAAUGUCUAUAAUGUAUUAUUGGAAUACAUGCCAUUGCCUAAGUUGAGCGAUGACGAUUUGACCGUGGGAGAUGCCACACCCCCUUCAUUUGAAUUUUCGCAUGCAGAAUGUUUACUCUACGCCUUGCAUACAUUAGGCAAGAAGCAUCCUACAAAUUUAACCUUUGUUGAAGAUGCUGAAAAAUUAAAAGAUUUUCGUGCCAGAUUACAAUAUCUGGCCAGGGGCACACAAGGAUAUAUUAAGAAACUGGAGGAGUCACUUAAGGGAAAAGCAGCAGCGGAACUUAAAACAGAGGAGAAUCAACUGAAGCAAACUGCUUUGAAAACUACUUCAAAUAUAAACGUAUUGAUUCGUGAUCUAUUUCAUUCACCGCCCAUAUUUAAACAUGAUGUUGUAUUAUCUUGGAUUGUGCCUAAAAAUAACAAACUUGGUAAACGCCAUACGCCUAUCACAUUUGGUGAUAAACCGGAGGAGGCCAAUGGCAAGGAACAGGCUGAGGAGAAGAAACCAAGACAGUCUAAUGAACAGAAAUUCUAUUCACCACCAUCGGGAAAAUAUUCAAAUAGAGUUAAUCAGAAUUAUGGCAACAAUCAGAGGUCAAGACAACGUGGAGGAGGCGGCGGUGGAGGUGGAGGCGGUGGCGGCGGCUACAGGAAUCGGCGUUACAAUAGAUAUUAAAAUAUGAUGAGAGUGAUGACCAGCGCAUAAUGAAGCACACACAACCCCCUUUAACAAAUCUAUGUCCUAGUCGUAAAAGCAAAAACGAAAGAUGAAGUCCAGAAUAAUUAGCAGCGUCUUAAACUUGAAAAAACAAAAGAAAAAAAAAACGAAAACAAAUUAACUUAAAAUCAACUUAUAACCUUAUAAAAAAAGAAACAAAAAAAAAAACGAAAAAAAAACAAGAAAGAUGACAAACUCCACAAAACUCUACUUGGAUAUACAACGAUGCAUUGUUUUGUGGGUCUGGUAAGUACUGAUGACAAUUUACUUACUAAUAUUUUCUUCCCAUUAUAUACUUUCAGUGCCGAAUUUUUUUAAAUUUCCAACAACAUAAUUUUAACAAACAAUUGUUUGCCAUUCUGAUUAAUAUUUUCUCAUCGUCGAACUGCAAAGCCCACGGGCCUUUCCCGCCCAACAUCAUCAUCUCUCAUCUCAUGUCUAUUUUUUCACAUUUUACCAAAUUCCUCUUGUUUUUAAUCAUUCUGAAAGGCUCUUGGCUUUGUUUUUUUUAUAUACGAACCUUAAAUACUAUUUAUAAAUGUACAUAAAUACAUAUUUAUGAACUUUAAAAGAAUAUUGCAAUAUUUAUAAACACCAUCAAAUGAA
This is a messenger RNA of Drosophila willistoni, 2404 nucleotides long. RefSeq names its product apoptosis inhibitor 5 homolog (gene cass). The transcript is spliced from 7 exons. Gene Ontology annotation, biological process: negative regulation of apoptotic process. The record is from RefSeq and is a predicted model, not a curated record. Bases 131 to 1756 code for a protein of 541 amino acids. Lineage: Eukaryota; Metazoa; Arthropoda; Insecta; Diptera; Drosophilidae. Gene Ontology annotation, molecular function: RNA binding. Gene Ontology annotation, cellular component: nucleus.